AUGACUGAAACUAGAACCACGGCCUUUCCAGCUCGCCCCCAGUUCUCCGGCUUUAUGAAGCCGUGCCGUGUCGAGGGCGAAACCCUGAAUCUGGAGGUCUUGGGAGACCUCCCUACAGACAUUGAUGGUGUCUUCUACAGGGUGAUGCCUGACCCUCAGCUACCCCCGUUUAUCGAGAACGAUCCUUGGUUCAACGGUGACGGUAACAUCACUGCCUUUCGAUUCCAUGACGGCAGAGUCUCCUUCCAGCAACGCUAUGUGAGGACAGAGAAGUUUGUCCGGGAGCGACAGGCUCAACGAGCGCUGAUAGCACAGCUGACCCUAUUCCUCUGGUCUAUUGAAGGCAAAUACCGCAACAAAUUUACCGAUGCCGUCGAGUUCAAAGUCCGCAGCACCGCUAAUACAAACAUCGUGUACUUCAACGGGCAACUCCUCGCGCUGAAGGAGGAUUCGCCCCCCUACGCGAUGGAUCCGGUCACACUCGAGACAAGGGGUCUCUACGACUUUGACGGCCAGCUACCUAGUAUGACCUUUACUGCGCAUCCAAAGUUCGAUCCGGAGACGGGCGAGAUGAUCUGCUUUGGUUACGAAGCUCGGGGCGAUGGGACCCCUGACGUCUGCUACUACACUGUGGGCCCCGAUGGGAAGUUUACCGAGGUCGUUUGGCUGGUCGCACCUGUUGUCGCGAUGAUUCAUGAUUUCGCGGUGACGGACAACUGGGUUAUCUUCCCAAUCAUCCCGCAGUUGUGUGACAUCGAACGUAUGAAGCAAGGCGGCGAGCAUUGGCAAUGGAGCCCCGAAACGCCGCUGUAUUUAGGCGUCAUACCGCGCCGCGGAGCAAAGACUGCGGAUGUCAAGUGGUUCCAGUACAAGAAUUCAUUCCCGGGGCACACCGCAAACGCACAUGAAGACUCGAGCGGCAACCUCAUCAUCGAUCUCGGGCUAAGCGAGAAGAAUGUUUUCUUCUGGUGGCCCGACGCGCAAGGAAACGCACCAGAGCCCAGCUCGAUCCGUUCCCAACUUGUCCGCUUCACGAUCAACCCACGAGCCGAAGAUCUGAACCUCACCGAACCACGCAUCCUUCAGGCGGACAACUCAGAGUUCUACCGCAUCGAUGAUCGCUACGCCACGAAGCCUCAUCGACAUGUCUUCUUCGACAUGAUGGACCCGAGCCUCGGCACAGACUUUGCGCGGAUUGCACCUGUGCUCGGCGGUGGAUACCCGCUGUACAACUCGCUUGCGCGUUUUGAUAAUGUUACGGGGGAAACGGAGGUGUAUUUCCCUGGGAAGACGCAUAUGGUUCAAGAGCCCGUCUUUAUCCCCCGUAGUGAGUUGGCUGCUGAAGGGGAUGGGUAUCUCCUGGCGCUGGUGAACAACUAUGACUCGAUGUCGAGUGAGUUGCAUUUGCUCGAUACGGCUGAUUUCACGCGGGCGAGGGCGAAGAUUCUCCUUCCUGUGCGACUGAGGCCGGGGUUGCAUGGGAGUUGGGUGGAUGGGAGUGAUGUUCCGUUAUCUGCCGCACGUCUUUAG
Aspergillus niger is the source of this 1530-nucleotide messenger RNA. RefSeq lists its product as uncharacterized. The coding region runs from base 1 to 1530 and encodes 509 amino acids. Gene Ontology annotation, molecular function: carotenoid dioxygenase activity. NCBI's taxonomy places the organism in Eukaryota, Fungi, Ascomycota, Eurotiomycetes, Eurotiales, Aspergillaceae. The record is from RefSeq and is a predicted model, not a curated record. The transcript has 5 exons. Gene Ontology annotation, biological process: carotene catabolic process.